Messenger RNA from Penicillium robsamsonii, 813 nucleotides. Its product is annotated as 60S ribosomal uL1 domain-containing protein. The transcript has 4 exons. Lineage: Eukaryota; Fungi; Ascomycota; Eurotiomycetes; Eurotiales; Aspergillaceae. The coding region runs from base 1 to 813 and encodes 270 amino acids. The record is from RefSeq and is a predicted model, not a curated record.
AUGAUAAACAUUAUCCUCGGUCAUACGACAUACAGCACUAGCGCUAGUCCACACCCACAAGCGGAGAAAUUCACGGCCCUCGACAUUUUCUUUUCUCAAGCAUUCAGCGCAGAGCCAUACCAUAAGAAUUUCAACUUCUUUUGGAAGACUGUAGCAAUCAUGUCCAAGAUCACAGUCGCCGGAGUGCGCCAGAAUGUCGAGAACCUUCUCAACUACUCUCUCAAUGAGAAGAAGCGUAACUUCAACGAGACCGUUGAGCUUCAGAUCGGCCUGAAGAACUACGAUCCCCAGCGUGAUAAGCGUUUCUCUGGCACCAUCAAGCUGCCUACCGUCCCCCGCCCCAACAUGGCCAUCUGUAUUCUUGGUGACCAGCACGAUCUUGACCGUGCUAAGCACCACAGCAUCGAUGCCAUGUCCGUUGACGAUCUCAAGAAGCUCAACAAGAACAAGAAGCUCAUCAAGAAGCUUGCUCGCAAGUACGAUGCCUUCCUUGCCUCCGAGGGUUUGAUCAAGCAGAUUCCCCGUCUCCUCGGUCCCGGUCUCUCCAAGGCCGGAAAGUUCCCUACCCCCGUUUCCCACGCUGAGGACAUGGCCGCCAAGGUCACCGACGUCAAGUCCACCAUCAAGUUCCAGCUCAAGAAGGUUCUGUGCCUCGGUGUUGCCAUCGGUCACGUCGAGAUGGAGAAGGAGGCCCUUGUUGCCAACCUCAUGCUCGCCAUCAACUACCUUGUCUCCCUCCUCAAGAAGGGCUGGCAGAACGUUGGCAGCCUUGUCAUCAAGGCUUCCAUGUCUCCUCCCCACCGUGUCUACUAG